Colius striatus (speckled mousebird) is the source of this 1050-nucleotide messenger RNA. RefSeq names its product acrosin-like. Gene Ontology annotation, molecular function: serine-type endopeptidase activity. Gene Ontology annotation, biological process: proteolysis; acrosome reaction. The transcript has 5 exons. Bases 1 to 1050 code for a protein of 349 amino acids. NCBI's taxonomy places the organism in Eukaryota, Metazoa, Chordata, Aves, Coliiformes, Coliidae. The record is from RefSeq and is a predicted model, not a curated record.
AUGAUGAAGCUCCUGCUCAUCCUCACCCUGCUGGCUCUGUACUGCAGGCCUGCAAGCGGCUCAUGGGAAGGCUGUGGGGCGAGCUGCGGGCGCCAGCUCAAGGCUUCUUCCUCUGGGCUGUUGCGCGUCGUGGGUGGCACAAAUGCGGCUCCGGGGACCUGGCCCUGGAUCGUCAGCCUCCAGCGCCCCUGGGGAAAACGCACCAAGCAUUUCUGUGGAGGGUCCCUCAUCAACCCACAGUGGGUGCUCACAGCAGCCCACUGCUUUGACAAGUUCAGGAAAAUCGCCAAGUGGCGCGUGGUGAUCGGGACCACAAAGUUGUCUCAGCUGGGCCCCGAGGCCCAAGUGCGACGCAUCAAGCGGCUGCUGCGUCACAAGGCCUACUGGCAGGCCACAGCUGAGAAUGACAUUGCUGUGCUGGAACUGGACCAGCCCAUCCAGUGCAAUGAGCACGUCCAGCUGGCCUGUUUGCCUCAACCCGAUGACGUGAAGCUGUCGGAGCUGAAAAACUGCCAGGUGGCUGGUUGGGGAUCCACAGUUGCACGAUCCACAGAACCAGAAAUAUCCGAUGUGCUGCAGGAGGCCAAGGUUCACCUCAUCGAUACCAAGCUCUGUAACAGCAGCCAGUGGUACACAGGGGCUGUGCACAGCUACAACCUGUGUGCCGGGUACCCACAGGGUGGUAUCGACACCUGCCAGGGUGACAGUGGUGGUCCCCUCGCCUGCCAAGACAGCCACGCUGACUACUACUGGGUCGUUGGACUGACCAGCUGGGGGAAAGGCUGUGCAAGAGAAAAACAGCCUGGCAUCUACACCAGCACUCGGCACUUUUAUAACUGGAUCCUGGAGCACAUGGGACGGCACCAAGAAGAGGCAGCAGCUCCUCCACUGUCACAGCCUGUGUCCACCUCAGCCCCCUCUCAGACACCAAGGCCAGGUGCAACACAACCAGGCAGCUCCACGUCCUGUGCCUUUGCAUGCCGGAAGGCGUUGAAGUUCCUGAGUUUGCUGCGGGGGCUCCUGCGGUUCCUGAUGGGAAGAGGGGCUUGA